AUGCCGCGGACGUUUUCGAUUAGGCCGUUUUCUCCCAGGCACUGGAGGAUAUUCGUGGCUGCAGGAGGCGCUUCCACUCUUUCCUCAACCUAGCAGAGAAGUAACUGAAACUAACCCAAGGGCUACCACCGAAAAGCCCCUUCCAGCUUCAGAAGCAGAACUAGAAGCUCGGCUAGACUUCUCCGUCUCUACCCUCCUGGAAAGCCCGCAGUGGAUUUCACUAACUUCAGGAUCGGAGCCCCCGCAGGCGAACGCACCUUAUUGCGCAUGCUCGCUAGCCCCUCCCGCUCGGAGCGGAAGGGGGAGUGCUCCGGGCCUGGGCCUGGCCUGGCCGGGGCGUCGGCACCGGCGGCCAUCUUGGCUUCCCGGGGAAAGGCGGCGUGAGGGGAAGAAGUUGUAGGGUGGGGGCAGGAGUGGGGAGGAGGGAAGAGAGAGGGGGAGGAGGCCGCGGCGGGGCAGGGCGGGGACUGCCUGCCUGCUUGGGUUGCGGAAGUGAUAGCCGCUGAUCGAGCCUGCUGCUUUCUUGCUACUGCUUCGGCUUCCCGGCUACCCCCCGGACGGUGAAGGCGGCCCGGCUGUGGAUGGUCAGAUAGCGCCUGUCUCCCGCCGCCAAUCUCUGGCCCCUAGCAGCACGGAGCAGACGGCGGCAGCAGCAGCAGCAGGCGAGGAGGAAGAUGGCGGGACGGCUGCCGGCCUGUGUGGUGGACUGUGGCACGGGGUAUACAAAACUAGGAUAUGCUGGAAAUACAGAACCACAGUUUAUCAUCCCUUCCUUGGCCAAUCCGCCAUGGUAUAGUUGAAGAUUGGGACUUAAUGGAAAGGUUUAUGGAGCAAGUGAUCUUUAAGUAUUUAAGGGCAGAACCUGAAGACCAUUAUUUUCUUUUGACUGAACCUCCAUUGAAUACUCCAGAAAACAGGGAAUAUACUGCUGAAAUAAUGUUUGAGUCUUUCAAUGUUCCAGGCUUGUACAUUGCUGUGCAGGCUGUUCUUGCCUUAGCUGCAUCUUGGACCUCAAGACAAGUAGGAGAACGGACGUUGACUGGUACAGUAAUAGACAGUGGAGAUGGUGUCACUCAUGUCAUUCCUGUGGCUGAAGGGUAUGUGAUUGGCAGCUGUAUUAAACACAUUCCAAUCGCAGGACGAGAUAUAACAUAUUUUAUUCAGCAACUGCUGAGAGACCGAGAAGUAGGAAUCCCUCCAGAACAAUCCUUGGAAACUGCUAAGGCAGUAAAGGAGCGUUAUAGUUAUGUCUGCCCAGAUUUAGUAAAAGAAUUUAACAAGUAUGAUACAGAUGGGUCAAAAUGGAUUAAACAGUAUACUGGAAUCAAUGCUAUCUCAAAGAAAGAAUUUUCUAUCGAUGUUGGUUAUGAGAGAUUUUUGGGACCUGAAAUAUUUUUUCAUCCAGAGUUUGCUAAUCCAGACUUUACACAGCCUAUCUCAGAAGUUGUAGAUGAAGUAAUUCAGAAUUGUCCUAUUGAUGUCAGGCGUCCUCUCUACAAGAAUAUUGUCCUCUCUGGAGGUUCAACCAUGUUCAGGGACUUUGGACGUCGCUUGCAAAGAGAUUUAAAAAGAACUGUAGAUGCCCGGCUGAAAUUAAGUGAGGAAUUGAGUGGCGGUAGAUUGAAGCCAAAACCUAUUGAUGUACAAGUCAUUACACACCACAUGCAGCGAUACGCAGUUUGGUUUGGAGGAUCAAUGCUGGCUUCCACGCCUGAGUUCUACCAAGUAUGCCACACCAAAAAGGACUAUGAAGAAAUUGGACCUAGCAUUUGUCGUCACAAUCCAGUGUUUGGAGUCAUGUCGUAAAAUUGACUUCAUAGUUAUUGGGGUUAGGGAGGUGGGGAAGAGAUAAUCUUUCUGAUUACCUGUUUUGUCUGGAUGGCUGGUUUUGAGGUUUUAAACCUGACUUGAAAUAGUAACACCAAACAUGAUUAUACAGGAAUAUUUUAAUAAGUGUAUCAACAUGCAGAUGUAGAAGAGAGCGAAAGUGAUUGUGUUUUUCUUUAGAUUGAAUAUUUGAAUCUUAUGUGUAACAAAAAGAAGUGGGUUUUAGUUCUUUCUGUGCCCUGAUAUUUUGUAUAUUAAUGAAUUAUCCAAGAUUUGAUGGGAUUUAUCAGUGUGUAGAUAGCUCUAUAAUGCUUGAAUUGUACACUUCUAAGUGUGCAGUGCAAGAGCUUGUUUAUAUUUCAUACUUUUUAUACUUUGAGGAAAAAAAGUCAAAGAAAAAUUGUAUUUGAGGGAAAAAACCAUGACCAAGUAAAGGAUAAAUUGAAAAAAUAGCCUCAUGAGACUUGGCAUACACACUCAUGGGAUUCCAGUUAUUAUGGAGUGCUUCCAUCCCUCUCCACCCCUUCCCCUGAAAAGGUUUUCUUUGCAAGUGCUUUUGGAACUAAGAGCUAGUAUCUUGGAUUAACUGAUGCCUGCUAGUGCUUUCUGAUUACUUGCAUUCUGUUUCUUGCUUUAAAAGAAGAGUAAAGACAAGAGUGUUGGACCAGUAUUGCAGUUCUGUAGUGUUGUUUCUUAUAAAAAAAAAAACAACAACAAUAAUUUAUCAAAAUUGGCAUAUUUAAAGCCUAACAACAUUCUAAUAAAGGCACAAAUUUCUUUUUAAUACUUGUUUCAGGCUCUUUAAUCUCUUUAUAAGUUAACUAAUAAAUCUAUUUUCUUCAAACUUCUGCAAUAGUUCUUUAAAAUCACAACAGUUGUUAGCAAGCUGACUUUUUUAAUGUGCUCAAUACAAAUACUUGUGAACUUUUAAUAUGUUGAGUGCUUUCAUUUUGAUAACUGGAUCUCCAUUUGAUAUUUUCAUUUGUAUAACUCAUUUGCAGUCUGAAAAUUUUUUUUAGUGCCAGUCCCUGAACAUACCAUUGAAAGUUAAUUUUCUUUGCAUUUUAAAAUAUCUGGAUUAUGAAGAAAAAGUGAUGAAAAUAAAUUAAAACUGAAUUACCUUUUCUAAUGUUUUUUUUUUUUUUUAAAGUAAUGUAAUUCUACUUUGUUUUUAUGUAUGUGAUAUGAUAUCUGUUUCUGUUGAGAUUUGGGAGUUAUUGAAAUCUCUGUAAUGUGUAUGGUGGAAAAUUUCUUGUGACCUUAAAAUUUUACCAGUUAUUUAUAGAAAGAUAAAAUGGGAAAUGUUUCAUAGGCUUUUUACUAGCAAUUGUCAGUGAACACUUGAACUCCAUCAUUCAUGAAAAUAACACGUUAGGAUUAGAAUACUUCUAUUCAAAAGUGAAAUAAUAUAAAGUGUUUAGUUUUUUGUUUUUACUAUGAAGAUAGAAUUGGGGAGUAAACUUCAGUUUUUGUUUAGAGUGGAUCUGAAUAUUUAAAAUCCUAUAAUCAUUUUUGUGAAUCUUCCUUCUUUGAGUAUGGAAUUGUAAAAGACAAACUAUAUAUCCUAUAGUAGUAUCAUUGUCAGUAUCAAAGGUCCCCCUUUUUUUUUAAACUGGAAAAAGUAUUUCACAAACAUUAUAAAAAUACUAUUCAAACAGUACCAAAGAGUAGAUUAGCAAAAGUAAGUUUUUUUUCCCUAGCCUGUCUCAUUUUUACAUCAUUACACAGACUAUUUGGAAUGUCUUAGAUGUCCUUGUAUUGUAAUUUUCUGUGUAGAUAGAAAUAAAUGUAGCUUUCUUAUUUUACACAAAUAGGAACUUACUGUAUAUACUGUUCUGCACUUUGCUUUAUUAAAGAUCUUUUGAUAAAGAAC
Mandrillus leucophaeus (drill) is the source of this 3700-nucleotide messenger RNA. It is a transcript of the gene ACTR3, whose product is annotated as ARP3 actin-related protein 3 homolog (yeast). Bases 736 to 1806 code for a protein of 356 amino acids. Gene Ontology annotation, cellular component: Arp2/3 protein complex; actin cortical patch. Gene Ontology annotation, molecular function: actin filament binding. NCBI's taxonomy places the organism in Eukaryota, Metazoa, Chordata, Mammalia, Primates, Cercopithecidae. Gene Ontology annotation, biological process: Arp2/3 complex-mediated actin nucleation. The record is from RefSeq and is a predicted model, not a curated record. The transcript has 11 exons.